Molecule: messenger RNA, 963 nt
Organism: Cyclocybe aegerita
Lineage: Eukaryota; Fungi; Basidiomycota; Agaricomycetes; Agaricales; Hemipholiotaceae
Source: the annotation of a GenBank genome assembly
AUGGGCAACCUAGCCUCUCGAAGCUUCGACCCAUCCACGGAUCUCCUUGACUUGAAAGGAAAAGUCGCAAUUGUCACUGGCGGAAAUACAGGGAUUGGGCUAGCGACUGUCAGACAUCUUGCGCGCGCUGGAGCGAAAGUCUAUCUGGCAGCGAGAAAUGAAUCUCGGGCAACCGGAGCCAUUGCGCAGUUGGAACAUGAGGGCGUAGAAGAGGGUCGAGUGGUUUGGUUGAAGCUGGACCUGAGUGAUCCCAGAGACGCGAAGAAGUCUGCGGAGGAGUUUUUGAAGAGGGAGAACAGGCUGGAUAUUCUCGUCAACAAUGCUGGCUUGCUCCAGGAGCCUUACACAGUUGGGCCAGACGGUGUUACUAGUCUCUCUACUGUGAAUUAUAUCAGCCCCUACGUCUUUACGCGCACCUCGCUGCCUCUCCUUCAACAGACGGCCAAAGAGCCGAACUCGGAUGUCCGAAUAGUAAAUCUUACUUCUAUCGCCCAUAAAUUCGUCCCGUCUUCGGUCAAAUUUGACGACGUUGAAGAUUUCAACACCACGUUUAGCCGGACAAUAUAUCCGAGCAUGAUUCGCUACGGUCACAGCAAGCUAAUGAUCAUCGUCUGGACUAAAACCCUCCAACGACGGCUGAACGCUGACGCGUCCGCGCCAAUAACCGUUACGUCAGUCCAUCCAGGCGGCGUCGACAGCUUUUCGCACAAGCUCCCUUUUGCACGCUUGUUCAAGUUCCUCAUCGGACUGGCCAUCGCCCAGCCUGAUGUCGGCGCGUACAAUUCAGCGUUCGCGGCUGCGGGCAAGCGGAUCGCUGACGACAAGAAGACAUAUCGGGGUGUGUACCUUGAAAGCCAACCUACUGGACGGGUUGCUGCCCCCAACCCGGUAGCGUUGAACGAGGAGCUUGGAGAGCAGCUGUGGAAGACAACAGAGGCUUUCCUCGAGCGGAUAGGUGUUUGA